UUAGCUUCCACACAGGAGUCAAAACUAGAAACCUGGGGCACUAACAAAUUUACAUGGACCCAUUGACUGGAUAAUUUCAAGCUGAAGUGAGUCAAACUUCAACAACACUGUAAAGUGCUUAAUAGCUAAGGUAGAAAUAAUUAAGACCUUUUAGAUCUCUUUUUGUUGCUGGCUUCUCUAUUAUUCCAUUUUGCCAAUAUUCAAAAUAUCUAUGGAGCAAGAGAAAAGAAAGGGCAAUACAUUAUUUUAACCAGAAUCAGGUGUCAAAGUAUAUAGAAAGUUAGUCUACUUCACCCAAACUGUCAAUCCACAUGGUAAACUGCAACAACGAUGGGGAAAACCCUCAAAUGUUAAUCUGGUUUGACAGGCUUAUUCUGGUUUAGGUCAUUUUGUGCUUUCCUGUGCUGUUUCAAACCUCAGUGUAAAAAGCAAAGCCCCUCACCUUGAAAACAAGACCAUUAAAGAUAUUUUGUGCAGACAUUCAGAGAACUGCAGUAAAGUGUUACAGUCUGAAGACAGUGGGUUGGCUUAGGUUCCAGUAGGGUUAAGGGAGGUUCUUGCAAGCAGUGGGAUAGACUGGGAUCUCCACCCCUUGCUGCAAUUAUAAAGGCACUAACAUAUAAGGAAGGAGACAGGGAGGAGUUGAAGGGCCAACUCCUUUCCUCUGUAGCGCUUGGUGAGGAAUGUUGCAGAGCUGUUAAACUAGUGGGCAAUGAAUUGUUUCUUGGGAAGAGAGCUUACCUCUUUCUUCUGUCUCCCAGUGAGAAAAAUGUGGCUGAAGUUUCUUUUGGCUAUUCUUCUCCUGCAUGUAACAGCUGCCAAGGAGCCUGAGCCGCAGUAUGUCCUGAUGGUGCCUGCUGUCCUUCAGUCUGACUCUCCAGGUCAGGUUUGCCUGCAGUUCCUUAACCUCAAGGAGACAAUAUCCGUCAGAGUCAUCCUAGAAUAUGGUGCUGUUAACACCACUAUUUUUGAGAAAACCAUGACAGCAAGCAAUGGCCUACAGUGCUUCAACUUCACGAUUCCUUCUGUCAAUUCUUCACCAUUGGCUUUCAUUUCCUUCUCUGCCAAGGGCACCACAGUUAGCCUAGAAGAGCGGCGGUCAGUGAUGAUCUGGAACACGGAAAGCAUUGUCUUUGUGCAGACAGACAAACCCAUCUACAAACCAGGACAGAGUGUGAUGUUUCGUGUUGUUGCCCUGGAUUUCAAUUUUAAACCUGUUCAGGAGAUGUACCCCUCGAUUGCAAUUCAGGAUCCACGAGGCAACAGGAUCUUUCAGUGGCAAAAUGUGACGUCAGAGAUUAACAUUAUCCAGAUUGAAUUCCCACUAACUGAAGAGCCUAUCCUGGGGAACUACAAAAUUAUUGUAGCAAAGAAGUCAGGAGAUAAAACAAAUCACUCGUUCCUUGUGGAGGAAUAUGUGUUGCCAAAAUUUGAUGUCACAGUCACUGCACCAGAAAGCCUUACAGUCCUGGAUUCAGAGUUUACAGUGAAAGUCUGUGGAGUGUACACCUAUGGCCAGCCUGUAGAAGGGAAAGUCCAGCUCAGCGUGUGCAGGGAUUUUGAUUCAUAUGGGAGGUGCAAGAAAAGCCCAGUUUGUCAAUCAUUUACCAAAGAUCUGGAUACAGACGGCUGCCUCUCCCAGGUUUUCAGCUCCAAUAUCUUUGAGCUAAAUCGCAUUGGUUACAUGAGGAAUCUUGACGUGAAAGCCAUUGUCACAGAGAAAGGAACAGGCCUGCAACUUACAGCUACUCAGUCUAUUUCCAUAACACGGGUGAUGAGCAGUACACAGUUUGAGAACAUGGAUCGCCACUACAGAAGAGGAAUUCCUUACUUUGGACAGAUCAAGCUGGUAGACAAAGACAACUCUCCUAUUUCCAGUGAGGUUAUUCAGCUCUUUGUCAACAACAAGAACACAAACAACUUUACAACUGAUGAUAAUGGCAUUGCAGAGUUUAGCAUUGAUACAUCUGAAAUGUUUGAUCCUGAGAUCAGUCUGAGAGCAACUUAUAAAACCAGUGACCACUGCCACUCUGAAGGCUGGAUAGAGCCUUCCUACCCUGAUGCAUCUCUCUCCAUCCAGCGCUUCUACUCUUGGACUAGCAGUUUUGUGAGAAUUGAGCCUUUGUGGAAAGAUCUGAGCUGUGGGCAGAAGAGGAUGAUCACUGUGCACUAUGUCUUGAACACAGAAGGGUACGAGAGCAUCAACACCAUGAACUUCUACUAUGUGGUAAGUGUGGGGUUUUUGCAUGGUUUGCUGAAAGGGCUUGAUCGGGCAGCUAUCUGGCAGUUCAUCCACAGCAAUGACAGCCGUGCGUGCUCUUCCUGGUUUUGGAUUACCAGCCAGCACAACGGCAAACAACCCAAGGACAGAAACAGCACUGAGGUGGUUUGGCAAAACUACCCACUCAGGAAAAAUGACCCCCAUUUCUGGCCUUGUAACUCUAUUUCAUAUGACAAGGGCCCCAGCAGUAGCAGCAGCAGUGGCAGCAUCCAUCGUGCCCUAAGGCUGAUAUUUAACCAUUUGAAGCCAUCUCAAUGUACGUGCCUUGAUCGUCCUGUCGAUGGCAUGGCAAAAGGCAAGAUUGUCCUUACAGGGGAAAUUAAAGUCAAUAUCCAAGCUGACCAAAACAGCAAUUUCACCAUCCCACUUGUGGUCAAUGAGAAAAUGGCUCCUGCCCUUCGGUUGCUGGUAUAUACCUUACAUCCUGCCAAGGAGCUGGUGGCAGACAGUGUCCGGUUUCCAGUUGAGAAGUGUUUCAAAAACAAGGUCCAGUUGCAGUUCUCCGAAAAGCAGAUGCGCUCAGCUUCCAAUGUCAGUUUAGUCAUUGAAGCUGCUGCCAACUCCUUCUGUGCUGUGAGGGCAGUGGAUCAGAGCGUGCUACUCUUGAAGUCCGAGACAGAGCUGUCUGCUGAAACGAUAUACAGCCUGCAUCCCCUGCAAGAUUUUCAAGGCUACAUCUUCAAUGGGCUCAAUCUAGAAGAUGACCCCCAAGACCCCUGUGUCUCAUCUGACAACAUCUUUCACAAAGGCUUGUAUUACACACCUGUAAUGUCUGGAUUAGGCCCAGAUGUAUAUCAGUUCCUCAGGGACAUGGGCAUGAAAUUUUUUACCAACUCAAAGGUUCGGCAACCAGUUGUGUGUUCUAGUGAGACUGCAAGACCUACACAAUAUUUCUUGAAUGCAGGAUUCAUGGCUUCUACACACCAUGUUAAAUCAUCAGCUGAAGUUGCCAGAGAGGAACGUGGGAAGAGACUCAUCCUUGAGACUAUUCGGGAAUUCUUCCCUGAAACUUGGAUUUGGGAUAUAGUCCUAAUUAACUCUACUGGAAAAGCCAGCAUCUCAUACACCGUCCCUGACACCAUCACCGAAUGGAAGGCCAGUGCCUUCUGUGUGGAAGAGUUGGUUGGAUUUGGUAUGUCUGUGCCUGCUACCCUGGCAGUCUUCCAGCCUUUCUUUGUGGACUUGACCUUGCCAUACUCUAUCAUCCGAGGAGAAGAUUUCCUGCUUAGAGCCAAUGUCUUCAACUACCUUGACCACUGCAUUAAGAUUAACAUUUCGCUGUCAGAUUCCCUUGAUUAUCAGGCCAAACUGAUCUCCCCAGAAGAUGAUGGAUGUGUAUGUGCCAAACAAAGAAAGACCUAUGUCUGGAAUAUUUUCCCCAAAAAAAUCGGUAAUGUAGUAUUCAGCAUUACCGCAGAGACCAAGGAUGAUGGAGCUUGCGGAGGCAAAGCACCUAGGAACAUCAGUAUUGACUACAGGGACACCCAGAUCAGAACACUGUUGGUUGAGCCUGAAGGCAUCAGAAGGGAAAAGACCCAAAAUUCCCUAAUCUGUACAAAAGACGAUGUGGUUUUUCAAGAUGUUGCUCUAGAUCUACCUACAAAUGUGGUGGAAGGAUCAGCCAGAGCUUCCUUUUCUGUUGUUGGCGACAUCAUGGGUGCUGCCAUGCAGAAUGUGCACCAGCUGCUCCAGAUGCCAUUCGGCUGUGGGGAGCAGAACAUGGUCCUGUUUGCACCCAACAUCUAUGUCCUGGACUAUCUGAACAAGACAGGGCAGCUGAGCGAGGAGGUCAAAUCCAAGGCCAUUGGAUACUUAGUGAGCGGCUACCAGAAGCAGCUGUCAUACAAACAUCCAGAUGGGUCCUACAGCAUCUUUGGCACCAGAGACAAAGAAGGGAACACCUGGCUCACUGCCUUUGUGUACAAAUCAUUUGCACAAGCUAGUCACUUCAUCUAUAUUGAUGACAAUGUCCAGGCUCAAACCUUGAUGUGGCUGGCAAGCAAACAGAAGCCAGAUGGCUGCUUCCGAAGUGUUGGGACACUCUUCAACAACGCCUUGAAGGGAGGAGUAAAUGACGAGCUGUCGCUUUCUGCCUACAUCACCAUUGCCAUGCUAGAAGCUGGGCACUCUGGCUCGUACCCUGUAGUCCGAAAUGCCUUUUUUUGCCUGAAGACUGCAUCUGAGAAGAGUAUCAGUGAUAUUUACACGCAGGCACUCAUGGCCUAUGCUUUCUGCUUAGCCGGCAAGGCAGAAAAAUGUGAAUCAUUCCUUAGAGAGUUACAGAAAUCAGCAAAGGAAGCUGAUGGUUCACAGCACUGGGAGCAGAAGGAGAGGUCUCCAUCAGAAAAAUCCCCCUCUUUCCUUGACCAUGCCCCAUCAGCUGAAGUUGAGAUCACCAGUUAUGUGCUGUUGGCAAUGCUCUACAAACCCAACCGGAGCCAAGAGGAUCUCACAAAGGCCUCAGGGAUUGUGCAGUGGAUCAUCAGGCAGCAGAAUCCCUAUGGAGGCUUCUCUUCCACCCAGGACACAGUCAUUGCUCUUCAAGCCCUCUCUGCUUAUGGUGAGGCUACCUACAAUUCUGUUACACAAAAUGUAGUCAAGAUCGCUUCCAAAAAGCCUUUUGAGAAGGUAAUUAUUGUCAACAAUGCGAACAGGCUCCUAUUGCAAGAGACUCCCCUUCCUGAGGUCCCUGGGAAAUACAGCCUAACAGUGAACGGCAGUGGAUGUGUGCUUAUGCAAACGGCACUGAGAUACAACAUUCACCUUCCAGAGGGGGCCUUUGGAUUUUCACUCUCAGUAAAGGCAUCACAUGCUUCCUGCCCACUGGAUCGACCAGCAAAAUUUGAUAUUGUCCUCAUAACCCAGCAGCAAGCACAUGUGAUUCGCUCUAGCCUCCCCAUGCUGCAUGAGGCCAGGAGCAGAGAGCUGAUGUUUGCUUCCCCAGGCAUGGUCCAGACUGACAGAGGCUUCUGUCGUUUCAGUUACACAGGGAAGCGCAGCAGCUCCAACAUGGUCAUUAUUGAUGUGAAGAUGCUCUCUGGCUUUGUUCCUGUUAAGUCUUCUCUGGAUAAGCUCAUUGACAGUCAUACAGUGAUGCAAGUAGAAAACAAGAAAAACCACGUUCUCCUUUAUCUGCAAAAUAUCUCGCAGAAGAAAAGGAAAGAAAUCACUUUCUCAGUUGAGCAGGACUUUGUAGUGACCCAUCCCAAGCCAGCUCCUGUGCAGAUCUAUGAUUACUAUGAAACAGAAAAGUAUGCUGUUGCUCAGUAUAUGUCACCUUGCAAAGAGGAUGUUGCAGAAAUGGACUAA
This is a messenger RNA of Chroicocephalus ridibundus (black-headed gull), 5590 nucleotides long. RefSeq names its product ovostatin-like. Gene Ontology annotation, molecular function: endopeptidase inhibitor activity. Gene Ontology annotation, cellular component: extracellular region. The transcript is spliced from 36 exons. NCBI's taxonomy places the organism in Eukaryota, Metazoa, Chordata, Aves, Charadriiformes, Laridae. The record is from RefSeq and is a predicted model, not a curated record. The coding region runs from base 713 to 5590 and encodes 1625 amino acids.